UAUAAGAGUCAUUUGACAAGUGACAUUUGUUACCCAAGUUAUCGAAAUUAAUACUUUUGUUGUUAUAUUUAAUAUUAAUAAAUAUAUUAAGUCAUGCCUACCGACGCUGUUUGGGUUAUUAUAACCAUUCCCCGCAAGGACUACGAGAGGGAACUCAAGAAAAUAAAUAUACAAAACUCCAAGAAUAAUAACAAUCUUAACAUUUCUAACGAUUUAAUAGAUUCAGUGAAAAAAAAGAAUGACCUGGAUAGCAAUAUGGAAAAGAUCUUAUCGGACGCAUUGGAAGAGUUGCAGAUUGAAGACGUGGUUUGGGUGCCCACGAAGAAUGGAAACUUCUUUCAAGUCUACUUUCCCUGCGAUUUGUAUGAAAACGAUGCUAUCAUGAGAUUCCUUCAGUCCAAAGGAAUCGGCACUAAAUCCGAGACAUCUAUCGGUUACAUACCUUUCAAUCUAUUCUUUUACGAAGAAUUCAGUGACACUGAAGACGAGGACACGUGUGACGAUAAUUAUGAUCAUUCACUUCCGGAAGAGACGAAUAAUAAUAAAUUUAAUUUACAUAAAAAGCCGAUAAAUAGUUUCAAAGAAGUGACGCAAAACUUCCUCAAAUCAGUCACUUCGAGGCUAACUGUGGCUCAAGUGGUCGAAGGCGUUAAAUCGGGAUCUGAAGUGACUUUUGAUUUCUGUGCCUAUACUAUAUUUUCCGGUUUUAUCGCAGCCUUUGGUCUCAUAAACAAUGAUCCGGUUAACAUCGCCGCCUCCAUGAUGAUUGAACCCAUUAUGGGAACAGUAAUGGCAAUGACUUUUGGUUUAGUAAUAGAGGACAGGAAACUGUUUAUGUUAGGCGUCAAAAGUAAUAUCAUUUCCUUAAUUCUUUGUCUCGUAAGUGGUUUCGCAAUGGGAUUAAUAAUCUUCAUUUGGAUGACGGAAUGGAAUCCCCCACCCGAUGGCAUUUGGCCGACGGGUGAGAUGCAGGGAAGGGGUACUUAUAAGGGACUCAUUUACGGUGUGAUGAUUGCUCUUCCAUGCGGUGGUGCUAUUGCUGUCACAUUGCUUAAUGACAAUCAGGCAGCACUGGUAGGUGUAGCGGUUGCCUCCACAUUUUUGCCUCCAUUCAUCAACACUGGUCUUCUGUGGGCUCUGACCACUCAUUUGCAAAUCAAAGGCAAUAGACAGCCAACACUUCCCUAUAAUAUUAGCGGUCAAAUAGUUUACACGAAGUUGGCGUACGUCCCACAGACAGGGUAUACACCCGUCUAUUCACAUGACAUGCGAAUAGAGAAUACACUAUUGGGUUGUGUGAGUAUGGCUUUGACUGCUCUCAACAUUAUUUGUAUGUUAGUCGUGGCAUAUAUUGUACUCAAGAUCAAAGAGAUCGUGCCGUUAGACAAGAUGGCUCCGGGAACUCAACGAUUCUUCAAACAUGAUAUGAGAAUCGCCCGUAAAUACAAUAGGAAAUCAAUGGCUGUCGGAAAAGAUGACCCAAUCGGCCAACAAAUUCUCGAGGAAUGGGCAGAAAUCUCAGGUCUCGAUAAGAAUCAAAUGAUGAAUGAAACUCCAGAAGCGAGAGAAACUCGAUUGCAGACACUCUAUGAUAUUGCUCAAGACGUCGAAUCAGACGAGACAUUCCAGACUGUUAUGAGUAAAGCCUUUGGUUUGGGAAGACGUUUGACACAAUCGGUUCUGUUUGAAGGAAUGGGUCCGAGGAAUAGUGUGGCGAACACACCGUUUCAAGUGUUGACUGUAGGACAGGAGGCACCAAAAGCGCACACUACUGGUCGACGCUUUACUAUUAAUCCGUUGCACAAACCGAGGGCCAGUCGCGCCAAUGUCUUGGAACGACUCAAUGACAGUUCCCCGUACUCCACAUCGGGAUCGGGUGUCCCCGCAAACGAGGAGGAAAGGCGUCGUAGCAGUAAUUUAUUGCGAAGAUCUCUUAGGAAAUCUAGUCAUUUGCCAUACAGUGUUUGGCCAACCAGUCAGCCCAACAAUAGAUCUAAUUCUGUUGUCAAUGAACUGGGAGUCCGGAGACGAACCAUAUAUGCGCCCAAAUUAGAGCCGCACUCAGAAUCCACUGGUUUUUAA
Oppiella nova is the source of this 2082-nucleotide messenger RNA. The record is from the annotation of a GenBank genome assembly. NCBI's taxonomy places the organism in Eukaryota, Metazoa, Arthropoda, Arachnida, Sarcoptiformes, Oppiidae.